Maylandia zebra (zebra mbuna) is the source of this 2353-nucleotide messenger RNA. RefSeq names its product RUN domain containing 3Aa (gene rundc3aa). NCBI's taxonomy places the organism in Eukaryota, Metazoa, Chordata, Actinopteri, Cichliformes, Cichlidae. The record is from RefSeq and is a predicted model, not a curated record.
UUGUCUUCAUCGGAUGGUGGUUGGUCUGUCAUGGCAUUGUGCUUCUCCAGCUUAGCCAUCAACUCUGAGAGGGGAAAAAGUCUCUUAGAUCCCGUCCUCCUCCUCUUCCAGCAGCGACUGUAGCAGCAUCCGUGACUCCCCGCAGAGGACGGCCGGUGUUUGUAGGACUCAGGGCCCGCGGAGGGAGAGGUCCUGGCCUGGGCACGAAUCCCGAAGAGGCCCCGGGGCCGCCGCUGGAUGGAGUCGGGCUGUAUACAGACAGCAAUGGCUAUGGGUCUGACAUCGAAAAAGGCGUCUGCUCGGAGCGUCUGCGUGGAGCGAAAAAACCUCAUCACGGUCUGCAGAUUCUCCGUAAAGACUCUCCUCGAAAAGUACACAGCAGAGCCCAUAGAUGACUCAUCUGAGGAGUUUAUCAACUUUGCUGCCAUUUUAGAGCACAUCCUCAGCCACCGCUUCAAAGGUAACACUGCAGGUUCUGGCAGCUGGUUCAGCUCAGAUGGACAGCGCAGCUUCUGGGAAUACAUCCGGCUGGCGUGCAGCAAGGUGCAGAACAACUGCAUCGCCAGCAUCGAAAACAUAGAGAACAUCAGCACAUCACGAGCCAAGGGCCGGGCGUGGAUUCGAGUGGCGCUGAUGGAGAAACGUCUCUCUGAAUAUGUGUCCACUGCUCUCAGAGACACAAGAACAACAAGGAGGUUCUAUGAUGAUGGUGCCAUUAUGUUGAGAGAGGAGGCCACAGUGCUGACUGGCAUGCUGAUUGGACUGAGUGCCAUUGACUUCAGUUUUUGCCUGAAGGGCGAGACUCUGGAUGGGAAAUCCUCGGCUGUGAUUGAUUAUACGCCCUACCUGAAGUUCACUCAGAGCUAUGACUACCUUAGUGAUGAGGAGGACCGGCGCAGUGUUGACAGCAGUAACAGCGAGGAGAGCGUCCCUGAGCAUCCCUACAUCCCUCUGGUGACAGACGAGGAGAGCUGGAGCAACAAGUGUCGCAAGAUGGAACAAAGAUUUAAGAUUGUCUAUGCUCAGAAGGGUUAUCUAGAGGAGCUGGUGCGCCUGCGGGAGUCACAGCUGAAGAACGUAGAGACGGAGAACAAGCGUCUGAGAGCCAAGGUGGAGGAGCUGACAGUGCAGAGCCAACAGGAGAAGAAGGAGCUGGAAGCCAUUGUGCUGGAGCUGCAGGCACAACUCUCUGCCCUCAUGCCCUGUGACUCCUCCCACCUGGCUAAAGAUCUCUCCAUCCCACUCAUCAACCAGUGGUCAACCAUCACAAACAACCAACGUGAUGUCAAACUCUUCCGCAGGAGGAGCUUCCACAGCUUGGAGCAGCUUUCCGCUGAAGUCAGUCUGAACUCCGACUCUCAGAAGACUGAUGGGAGGCAGAAUGGCGACGCUGCCUGGACCUCUGCAGGAAAAGAUAACACUCCUUCCAUGCUGGGUCUGUGCGGCUCUUUGGCCUCUUUACCGAGCUCGAAGUCUCUGGCAAGCCUCAAGUCCAGUGAGUGUUUAGUCAACAUCAGCACUGAACCCAGCCCUGCGCUCUCUCCCAGCUAGGAGCUUCAAGACCAACAACAGCCGAGAUUGAACCCCAGCCUGUCUGCCUUGCUGCGUUGACCAUGUCCAAACACCCUACCAAAACCCUGCUCUCAUCUUAUAGCCACCUCUAUGGGAUAACAACAGGAUCUUAUGACACCACAUCUGGAUUUUUGUAUAUGAGAGUGAAGUUGUCAUGAAGCUAAAAGAGUCUCUCUCUUUUGGUUGUUUCCUUUCCCCUCACCUUAUCUUUUCUUCAUAUCCCUCUUUGUAUCUGUCAAUCCCUUCAUCUGAAAUCAUGCAAUGCCUCCGGGAACACUUGUCAGACAUUUUCCAAAGCAUCCAGUCGCAUCUAAAUUUUCCCAUCUUGCUCCUUAUUUGAAAAUCGGUAUUCUUCUCAUGGUAUUCUCUGUGUAUUUGUGCACCUUUGGCCAUUUUUAUUCCAUUUUAAGUGGCAGCUCUUUGGAUGCAGAGACAGAUGUGAUGAUCAUUUUAAGAGAUGCAGAUUAUCCAUAUAAAGUCAGAGGGUGGGUGGUUAAACAGGCUGCCCUUAUGGUGUCAUAGCAUCGAGACGUAUGCUCUGUGUGACUGAACGGUAUUAGGGUCUGUCACCCUUGAAAGUGCUUAUCAUUCCUGCCUGGCUAAUCAAACAACACAAACAUUUUCAGUAGGUUUAAAUCUGUGCAGCUAUUUAUGGAUUCUUUUAAGUCUUAAAGUACCGCAUAUGUUCAUUUAUCAUCUCCAACAGUAUGUUCUUUUUACACGUAUGCAGUACGUUGAGUUAUUUUGUUUUGUGUUGCAAUAAAUUGCCUUUUUCCAUGAA